Molecule: messenger RNA, 5005 nt
Organism: Pocillopora meandrina
Lineage: Eukaryota; Metazoa; Cnidaria; Anthozoa; Scleractinia; Pocilloporidae
Source: the annotation of a GenBank genome assembly
AUGCUUCGCCAUUUUAGUAGGCAGCUGCUCGUUGGUUCCAAAGGUCGGUGUUUGAAUUUGAGCUUGGUGAAGUACAGCUGUUUCUCGCUCAGUUCUGUUGGGAUUUUGUGCAGUGCAAAGAUGGCGCAAGCAAAAGCACACACAACAAUUCUGGACUUCGAGGUAAAAGAUAUCGAUGGCAACCCUGUAAAAUUGUCCAAGUACGACGGCUUUGUGACGCUCAUCGUCAACGUAGCGUCUAAAUGAGGCUUCACAAAGAAGAACUAUGCUCAGCUACAGGAACUGCACCAAAGGUAAAUUUCACGUAACCUCUCCAUUGGAUCUUAGGUUUUAGAGUAGAGUUGUGUUUUAAAUUUGCCUUGCCCUAAAACAAGCGCUCUAAUGGAGCUGAUUUGCAAUUUUUCAAGGCUAUUGUUUAAAUCCAACGUACAUCUCCAGUAAAACUUGCUUGGUUCUUCGCCAUGGGCGCACAACAAAUAAAAAUUUUCAAUGCGUCAAGUUAUUGUGCUGUGCGCUCCUUUAUUGUUGUCGAUUACAUGUGAGCUGAACUGCUUUUUUUUCAGUUCAUUUUAUCACAAUGUAGUUUACUAAUUGUUUGGGGGAGUAGUUGGUGGACUUGCGCUGCUAAAUGGAUAAUAUUUGCCGAAGCAAGUGUAUGAUACAGGGCCAAUAUUGGCGUGGUAUUCUCCCAGGUAGCCCAAGCUUGAUAUAAUGCAAGUACAUCUGACCUGGUUUGUUCAAAGCUAGGUUAAGAUAACGCAGGGUUAGUGUGGAAUUUGAUGUCAGGUCUGAAAGCUUUAAAGAAAAUUCAGUUUAAAUUUUUUGGCUUGCAAUUUGAUUGUUGGAUGUUCCCAAAAAGAGCAGGAAAAGGCUUUGGAUGAAAGAAAUAAAGAAACCUGGAAUUAAAAUUUAACCGUGGAUUAGCGCUAAUCGGCCUUCCAUUAACUGGACUGUGGUACCUGAUAAAUAUCAGGCGUUGCAUAGUUUUAUAAACAAAUGUUGCAGCAGGAGUAUGAUGUGAAGUAACUAGAAUGAAAUACAUAAUGGUUCCAAACUUGAAUAUGAAAAAAACUCAGGCCACUGAAAUUUAGCAAAGGAAUCUAGGGUAGGGGGUGAAGAAUUCUCCAAUUCUAAUUCCCAAUCAUCAGCCUGAAUUUUUAUGGGGAAUUUGGCUGAAUUGCAAAACAAAAAAAUAUCUUGAAUUAAGAUAAUAGAUAAUUGAGCUUGAUGGGCAGUAUGUUUUCUGGUCAUUGGUGUGGUUUUUGGGUCAGUUUCUAGGGAAAUGCUCAGCUUAAACUCAUAGAUUUGCACCAUUGUGACAGUAGAUGAUACAGGGCUCAAAAUUGCGACCGAUACGGUCAUCAGUGUGACUAAAACUUUUAACUUGGUGACUAAAAAUUCGAGUUUAGGCACCACUUUGUUGACUGUGUUCCUCUAUUAAGUAAAAGAUUAAAGGUGAGAAACAAUUUCCUAAGUCUUGUUUCUACUUUUCUGCAAAAGGAAAUGCAAAUUAAGUCUGGUUAUCUUUAAGUUAAAACUUGAAAUUGCAUUAAAAUCAUUACUUCCGAGACAACAUUACAGCAGCUUUUAAAUGUUGAUCGCAGGUGCAGCAUUUUGUUGAAAGGCCGUUGAAUUUAAACGUGUUCUGUCGCAGAUUAUGUCGCAAGGAUCUGGCAUUCAAAGCACAAGCUAUCUUUCACCAUGUGCUCAAUCAAGUGAGACAAGUCUACACUGAAAGUCAUGAAUUAUUUAAGACAGGAGAAGAAUACACUGAGUGAUUUUUAUAAUUUGCUUCAGUCUAGAAAUUACCAGGAAGCAAGAUUGUUGUUAAUAUGCAAACAAGAAGUGUUUCAAAACCUUUAAAAAAAUGUUUGUUCAGAGUGUGAAUUGCAUGCAGCAACUACUGGAAGAUAUUUUUGCAACAUGUUUAGUUCCAGAAGCCAAACAACUAUGUCAAUUAAACGAGGCUCUAAUCUGAGUUUCUGUUCUUGAACUACCUGGCAACUGCAUUUUUGCAUUCGGUGACCAUUUUUUCUUUGAUAGUCGCCAAAAGGUGUUUUGGAAUUAUUUUAAUUUUGAUCCUUGUGAUAUCGUAUAAAGAUCAGGAAAAUCUGUAAAGAUUACUGUUCAGCUCAGAACUGAUUAUGUUACACUGUUGGAUUGGGUUAUAGUUGGGUAGCAAGUGAUCAAGAUUAACUUUUGGACCAGACACUUGCGGUUUAUCUUAUUAUAUUGUUAUAAUUAGUAAACCAGCAUGAAAGUUUACUUUUGAUUCACUGUUUAUUGUCUUCAAUCACUAGGAAACCUUGCUCUGACAUUCACCCCUUAUGCUCACUGCAGCUUAGCCCUUUAACUCCCAGGAUCUGAUUGUUAAUUCUCCCUGCUAGUUGCUACAUGUUUCCUUGUAAAUAAGUUAUGAGAAUUUGGUGUUAAAUCAACUUGAAGAUAACUUCUACCUGAUAAGUUUAUGCCAUGAUGGAUGCAUUAACCCUUCAACUCUCAAGAUCUAAUUGUUAAUUCUCCCCUCUAGCUGUUAUAUAUUUCCUUGUAAAUAAGUUAUGAGAAUUUUGUGUGAUAUUAAGACAACAACUUCUACCUAAUACAUUUGAGUACUCUCAGUCUGUGCUGGAUGGUGGAUAAAAUUUAAUAUUGUAGGGGGAAGUUACUUGUUAAUCACUUCUGGGAGUUAAAGGAUUUAUGUAGUUACAAUGUAUCCAUUACAGUCUACAUUUUUCAUCUUUUGUUUUGAAAUUAUGAUACCUUAUACAUGACCACAUCUUCAGGGGUUUCAAAACAAGCCAGUGACCACCAGGAGUUCUACUGGCUAUUUAAUAACAUGUCACCCAUUUCUGUGGUGAAAAUAAUUACCUUUUGGCCCUUAACCUUUUAACUUGUAAGAUUUGAUUUCAUUUAGUAAUUCUCUCUAAUUUCUGCUAUACUCUUCAUGUUAUGUUAGUUUGGAGAAUGUGGAAUCGGAUCAACCAAUAAUCCCCUAAUUGAUAUUUUUCUUUAUUCUCAUUACCUGUCUGCUUGAUAUUGUACUGAUGUGAAAGAAAAAAUUCUGUCUAGGUCACUAGUGGAACUUAAAGGGUAACGAACUUUUCACAGUCACCUACUUUUGCAGAGUCUGACAUCUAUUUUAAAACAUUUUAGAACCGCUGCAUCAUGCAAUGAAGGAGACCAAAUGUGAAACCAAGAAUUAAUUUCAACCAGUGUUAGGGUGUUGGCCCUCAAGUCCCUAAGAGUGACUAGCAUCUAAUUUCUCCUCACCAUAUCACCCCUGAUUAAAACGUAAAAGUCAUGAGAAUAGAAGAGAUGAUCACCAACAAAAGCAGCACUCGACUGUUAGACAAACUCUACUUGUCAGCCUCUUUGUAUGGUGAACAGUAUGGAGAAUAUGCAUACUGAUGUAAGGGUGUGAAAGUUUUAGGGUUGACCCUUUACACCCUUGCACAAGACUGCACAUUUUCCACACUGUUCUCUAUACAUUUUCUAAGGUGCUGACAAGGAGAAUUUGUUUAACAAUCAAGAGCCUCCUUAGUUUGUGAUCAUUUGCCUUAUUUUGUGACCUUAAUGUGUGAUUUUGUAGCAUUAAUGUUCGGAGAAAUUAGAUGCUAGUCAUUCCUAGUUUAACAGAAUGUAACCUGGUCUGUUGUCAGAGGUGUGUGAACAAACUAGUCUUUUUCUUUUUUUGAAGUUAUGCUGAGAAAGGUCUUCGCAUUCUUGCUUUCCCUUGCAAUCAGUUUGGAGGACAAGAGCCUGGUACAGAGAGGGAAAUCAAGGAGUUUGUGAGUACUUAUGGUGUGGAGUUUGACAUGUUUGGCAAGAUUGAUGUCAAUGGAUCAAAUGCAGAUCCACUGUAUGUCUUCCUGAAAAAUGCCAAACAUGGAACACUGACAAACAACAUCAAAUGGAACUUUACAAAGUUUCUGUGUGAUAGGCAUGGGGUCCCUGUCAAAAGAUAUUCUCCAACCACCUCACCUCUUGACAUUGUGAAGGACAUUGAAAAGGAGCUUCUUAAAGAAUAACAUACAAUCCUAUCCUGUAAUAGUUGUGUCAACUGAGUUUGUGCAGUGCAACCUAUUGCACUUUUCAAUAAUAUGGUGCCCCUUUUUCUUCAACAAAGAGACUAUCUGACAGCAGGAGAAGAAAACCAAAAAUGCAAAUGGUACACAUUUCAAUUACCUACCAGAACAUGGCUGCUUUUUUUAAAGUCAGCAACGAUGCAUCUUGAGGGUAAUUCCUAGUUUGCAUGUUAUUAAGAAUUGCACAAUUUUUUUUUAAACUUUUCUUUUAUAAAUUAUUCAAUUUUUACGUAACUUUCAAAUGAUGUGUAGUUGUGAGAAGUACGAAUUUUAUUUGGUAUUGAAUCAAAUGAUAAUCUACUAAUUGGAAUUUUUCUAUAUUCUCAUCACUUGUCUACUUGAGAUUGUAUUUAUAUUGUAAGGAGAAAUUCUGUCUUGAUCACCACCAGGAGUGAAAGGGUUAAGAAGGCAUGCUCCUGAAAUUUAAUUGAAGGAUGUCUAUCCAUUUUCAUGUUUUGUUUUGUUUUCUUCUCCUGCUAUCAGAUGGCGUUUUUGUUAUUUGAUACAUGCAGGUUAUCAUUUUCAGUAUUUAAAUUGUCUUGAACAGAGGACACUUUUGAUGUAAAGGUUAUGUUUAACAAAUUGGCAGACUACUUUGAAAACUAGAAUGAAGGAAACGUUGGUUGUGUGAUUAACUUAUUAUUUUAUAACAGCACCAUACAUUUGUUGCCAAAGUUUUCUUUUCAUUGUUUAAACUCAACUGAUGACAGUCUGUUCGUAAAUUCUCUUAUCGAGUUUGAGCAGAAUUGAAGAUUGCAAGUAUGUGCAGAUUGCUUGCAAGUUGAGGGCUACUUUGACAAGAAUACAGGUCGAAAUGUAUACACGUGUGCAGUUGAACCCUAUUUAUGAGAGAGAAUGAAAGGGCUGCUGUUGGAGAAUAUUUAAUCAAAUAAAAGAGACUACAAAUCAUGCUUCUGGAG